AUGAAAGUGUAUCAAAAUAGUUCAAAGUUUAGUAAUGCACAUCGGAAAAUAUAUAAUUCGAUAGACAGAAUGAAGUCACUACGAGAAAUCUGCAUCGUCUUUCUUUUUGGAUUACUAAUUAGUGUGAAUGCUCUAGAUAAUUCUUUAAUACGGCCACCAGUUUUUGACAUUCAGCCGUCAACAUCGAGCACAAUAGCCCAUUUGAAGGGAACAAAAAUUUUGCAUUGUAAAGCGAGUGGUCGUCCAAAGCCACAAUAUCAAUGGCUUAAAAAUGGAAAAGCAUUAACAGAAUUUAGAGAUGAAGAGAUUUAUAAGAUAUCAAAUGCAAAGAAAGACGAUUCUGGAUUUUAUCAAUGUCUGGCUCGAAAUGAUGCGGGAACGAUCUUUAGUGAGAAGAGUGAAGUCGUCAUAGCAUAUAUGGGAAAAUUUAAAAGUAACCAACAUCGCACAAUAAAUGUUGAGUCGGGCCACGCAGUUAUUUUAGAUUUAGAGGAAAUUGAGUCGGUUCCAAAGCCAACUGUCAGUUGGGAAUUGCUUGAUGGAAGCACCAGUAAUGAUGUUAAAUAUUAUAAAACGAGUAAAAAUCAAUUAGUCGUCUUCUCAGUCGACGAUUCCGAUAAUGGAAAAGGAUUUCGAGCUCUUGCAAUUAAUGCACAACUUGGUACAAAUGAAUUAAGUCCAAUUACAUAUUUAAGUAUAUCGGGUGAUCCGAAUGUCGAUGUUGAACCUGAAAUCAUUAUUCCAUUAGAAGAUAAAACCGCAAUUAAAGGCAAAGAAUCAGUCUUUGAGUGUGUGGCGAAUGCAAGGCCACUUUAUUUAAUGGAUACUUUAUGGUUUAAAGAUAAAAUUCCAAUUGAGAAUGCAAAUAUCAUUUUUGACUUAGGAUGGAGAAAUCGAACACUUAUUCUACGUUCAGUGGACAUUGAUUAUGCUGGAGAAUAUUCAUGUAAAGUUCAAAUGAAGACUGGAGAUUAUAAAAGUCAAAUCUCAAAAGCUAUGCUUAAUGUUAUUGAACCACCGAAUUUUAAUGCUCAAAUGCAAACAGACAUCGUCACAGAUUAUGGAUCACAAUUAGAAAUUCCAUGUGAUGUCAGCGGCAUUCCAACACCGGUCGUUAAAUGGUUCCGAAACUCUGAAGACAUCGAUGUUUACAACUCAAAUGAAUAUCACAUGAAGGAUGAUAACACGUUGGUAAUCCAAAAAGUAAACUUAAUUGAUUCAGCAAUGUGGCAAUGUUUAGCAGUAAAUGAUGCUGGCGAGAAAUCAUCAUAUGUUUGGAUUAAAGUAAAAACAUCGUCACCGAUUAUGGAAAUUUAUCCGCAAAAUAUUACGACGCUCGAUGGAAAAGAUGUAACAUUUCAAUGUAAGGCAGUCGGUGCUCCAUCACCUGACAUUCAGUGGAUCUAUAAUGAUACAAUCAUCAUCCAAUCAACUAAUCGUCUACAAAUACUUGAAAAUGGGAAUUUAUUCAUCUCUAAUGUGCAGGAAAGUGAUACAGGUUCUUAUAAAUGUACACGAUCAAAUGAGGCAGGCAGUGUAUCUGGCGAAGCAUUCCUUGGCGUAUUAGUGCGUACUCAGAUUACUCAACCGCCUGUAGAUACGACAGUCUUGUUAGGACUUACUGCCACUCUUCAAUGCAAAGUCUCGAGCGACAAAAAUGUUAAUUAUACAAUAAAUUGGUUCCGAGAUCGUCAGUCUAUGCCAGUCACGAGUAAUUCAAGAUUUUCGAUGAAAGAAGAUGGCACGCUUGAAAUUACAGCAGUGAGAGCAUCCGACGUGGGAUUAUACACAUGUCUCGUUGAAUCAGCAGCUGGCAAUGAGUCGAGAUCAGCGAAGCUUAAUAUCGUUGAAUUGCCUUUUGCGCCCACGAAUGUUAGGGCUGUACGUAUUAGUGAACCUGAUUUACGGACUGUAAAUAUCUCAUGGACACCAGGAUUUGAUGGAAAUAGUCCAAUACUUAAAUAUAUAAUUCAGCGUAGAGAAGUGUUGGAAUUAGAAAAUACCGGUCCACUUCCUGAUAAUCUUCAAAACUGGAUAACAGAACUAAGCAACGUAUCAGCAAGUCACUCAUCUGCUCUAAUUCUCAACCUUAAAGCUGCCACAAACUAUCAAUUCCGAGUCAGUGCUAUCAAUAGAGUUGGUGAAGGCUAUCCAUCUGAGCCUAGCAAUACACUCUUAUUGCCACAAGAAGUUCCUUCAUCGCCUCCAAGCUCAAUUGUCGGAUCGGCAAGAUCUUCAUCAGAAAUUAUCACACAAUGGCAGCCUGUGCCUGAAGAACAUCGAAAUGGUUUGAUUUUGGGAUAUAUAUUAAGAUACAAAUUGAAUGGCUAUAGAGAUAGUCCAUGGACAUACCAAAAUGUAUCCAACGAAGCACAAAGAAGUUAUCUUAUUCAAGAUCUCAUUACAUGGAAAGAUUACAUAAUACAAAUAGCUGCUUAUAAUAAUAUGGGAGUUGGUAUAUACUCGGAAGGUAUACGCGUUAAAACAAAAGAGUCUGUGCCUGAAGAUCCACCAUCAAAUGUUGGAAUUGAAGUUAUUAAUUCUACUGCAAUUUUUGUGAAAUGGAAGCCGCCAAGUCCACAGCAUAUUAAUGGAAUAAAUCAAGGAUAUAAGAUUCAGGCAUGGCAAAAUGAAAUGAUUGAUGAUGUUAUGAAGGAAGUAGCAGUUAAAACAAUUAAAGUAGCUCCAAAUUUAAUAAAUCCAUUGGAAGAGCAAAAUUGUACUGUGGCUGGUCUGGUGCCUUACACAUACUACAACAUUACAGUUUUAUGCUUUACAAAUCCUGGCGAUGGCGUUAGAAGUAAUCCAAUUUUAUUAAGAACAGAAGAAGACGUUCCUGGUGAAGUCUCAAAUAUGCAAUUUGAUGGAGUAUCAGACAGAGAAUUAACUCUCAAAUGGAGUGAACCAAAGGAACAAAAUGGAAUCAUUAAAGGCUAUCAAGUUAGAUAUAAGAUCAAAGAUUCAAUAGACAUAAAGCAAGUGAAUUUAACAGCACAUGAGAAGAGAUUACAUGUGUCUCAACUUAAGGCUAUGACUCAUUACUGGUUUGAAGUUAGAGCAUGGACAUCAAAAGGCAAUGGAGUGCCUAGAACUGCUAUUAUUCAAUCUGGAAUUGAACCGGUUAAUCCUGAACCACCAAAAGCACUUGCUUUAUCAAAUAUUGAAGCAUUUUCUGUAGUCAUACAGUUCAAUCCUGGAUUUGAUGGCAAUUCAUCAAUCAUCAAUUGGAUUGUUGAAGCACAAACAGCUAGGAAUGAUCUAUGGACACAAAUUGAUGAAAUUUCUGAUCCGGAUGCUACAACAAUAACUGUCAAAGGCUUAUUCCCGUACACGCAAUAUAAAUUGAGAGUAAUUUCUGUUAAUGUCGCUGGACGAAGUAAGCCAAGUGAGCCGACAAAAGAUUUCCAAACGAUCCAGGCUAUACCAAAACAUGCUCCAUAUAAUGUGACAGUUCGUGCUAUGAGUGCUACAGAAUUAAGAGUCCGAUGGAUUCCAUUGCAAGUAACAGAAUGGUUUGGGAAUCCAAAAGGUUACAAUGUGACAUAUCAGUUAAUUGAAAAAGACAUGGAAGCACAGCCAACAAGCGUGUUGAUUGACGACCCAACAUCCAAUUCCUACAUUCUUAAGAAUUUAGAGGAAUUUUCGCUGUACGAAAUUGUAGUUGCAGCAGUUAAUGAAGUCGGACAGUCAUCAGAAAGUAAUAUAGCGCUGGAAAAGACAAGAGAAUCUGUUCCAUCGUCCGGUCCGUUAAAUGUACAAGCAAAUGCGACAUCUUCAACAACAAUUGUUGUACAAUGGAGUGAAAUUCCAAAGAAUGCACAGAAUGGACAAAUUGAGGGCUAUAAAGUUUUCUACGGGGCACCAGGUUAUUCCACAAUACCAGUAAUGCAGAAAACUAUACCGAAUAAUAAAACAUUUACUGCAACGCUUACGGAACUGAAAAAGUUUGUCGAGUAUCACAUUCAAAUAUUAGCAUACACGCGACUUGGUGACGGAACUUUAAGUUAUCCACCUGUUCGAGCUCAAACUUAUGAAGAUACUCCCGGAAAGCCAUCAAAUGUCUCAUUCCCAGACGUCACUUAUACAACAGCUAGAAUCAUCUGGGACACACCAGAAGAAAGUAAUGGUGAAAUAUUGGCAUAUAAGGUCACAUACAUGAUGAAUGAGUCAAACAAGCUUGAAUUCAGUCGAGAAUUCUCACCAUUAGACAGAACAUUUAGAGCAACGAAUUUGUUGAGCGAGCAUUAUUACACUUUCACUGUGACUUCACAGACGAGAGUUGGUUGGGGUGUUACUGCAAGUGCCUUAGUUUUUACGACAAAUAAUCGAGAACUUCCCCAAGCACCGUCGAUGCCGCAAAUUUCUAGGAGUCAAAUUCAGGCUAAUCAGAUUACAUUCAGCUGGACCCCAGGCAGAGAUGGAUUUGCUCCACUCCGUUACUAUACAGUUCAAUACAAAGAAAAUGAAGCAAUCUGGUCUACACUUAAUGAAAGAAUCGAUCCAUUCAGUAACUCAUACACGAUCACAAACUUAAAACCUUACACACUUUAUCAAUUUAGAAUUAGAGCUAUAAAUGACAUUGGACCAUCACCAUACAGUAAAGAAAGUAUAGAUGUAAGAACUUUACCUGCCGCACCUGCUGUUGGUGCCACUGGAGUUGUAUUGACUCCAAUUACUACUAAUAGUGUUCGAGUAGAAUGGAUUGCAUUAGAUCGUUCAAUGUGGAAUGGAGAUUCUGAUGGCGGAUAUAAGAUUGUAUAUCAGCCAAUUGAUUUUAUUGGAUCAAAAGUAUUAAAUGACAUUCCAAAGUUAGACGUGAGUGGAAUCGACAAAAAUGUCACAGUCUUAAAAGAUUUGACGCAAGAUGUGAAUUAUGAAAUUGUGAUCUAUCCAUACAAUAAGCAAGGAUUAGGUCCCGGUAGUCCACCAUUAACCGUUUAUGUUGGAGAAGCAGUUCCAACUGGUGAGCCAUUAAAUUUCGAAGCAGUUGCUGUAUCAAGUACAGAAGUUCGAUUAAAAUGGAAAGCACCAAAUCUCAAUGAACAGAACGGAGAUUUAUUAGGAUAUAAAAUAUUUUAUACAGUCAUCAACUCACCACAGCCAUUAGAAGAAGGUCUAAAGUAUGAGGAGGAAAUUGAAGUUGUUCCUGCAUCGUAUAGUUCCCAUAGUUUAGUCUUUCUUGAUAAAUAUACAGAAUAUAAAAUACAAAUCUUAGCAUUUAAUCCAGCCGGUGAUGGUCCACGUUCAAAUACAAUAAAUGUAAGAACACUUCAAGGACUGCCAAGUGCACCAACCAAUUUAACAUUUAACGACAUUACGAUGAAUAGUUUAGUGGUAAGUUGGAAUCCACCACAAUAUAGAAAUGGAGAGAUUAUCGGAUAUAUCGUAACUUACGAGACGACGGAAGACAAUGAGAAAUUCAGUAAGCAAGUGAAGCAAAAAGUCACAGAAACUCAAUUGCUCGUUCAGAAUUUAGAAGAAGAAGUCACAUAUACAUUCACUGUACGUGCUCAGACUAUUGAAUAUGGAUUGCCAAUUGUUGGCAACAUCACAACAGGCCCACAAGAAGGAAGUCCGUUAAGUCCCACCGAUCUUAUGCUUUCAAAGAGCAUUGCAUACAUUAAUUUACGAUUUAUGAAUGGCCCGUCUGGACGUGGUCCAAUCAAAGGCUACAUAAUUGAAUCUCAGAAACGCGACGAUAAAAAAUGGUCUGUUGUCAUGAAGUCAAAUAACGGACAUACAGAAGAAUUAACUGUUAGUUUUCAAACCCUUCUGCCAUCAACUGUAUAUAAGUUUAGAAUAAGUUCAUAUAAUCGUUUUGGAAUCUCAUUGCCGACAUACUCAGAUGAACCAGUAUUGACGCCAUCGAAGCUUUACUUAGAAUAUGGAUAUCUUCAACAGACACCUUUUUAUCGUCAACAAUGGUUCAGCAUGUCAAUCGCAUGUGUAGGAACAAUUGUAAUUAUUAUGGUUAUAGCUGUUUUAUGUGUAAAGAGUAAGAGCGAACACUACAAACAAGAAGCACAAAAAACUCUCGAGGAAUCAAUUGCAAUGUCGGUAGAUGAACGACAAGAGCUUGCUUUAGAACUGUACAGAUCACGACAUGGACUAACGAAUGCGGCAGCUAAUACAAACACAAUGGGUACAAUAGGUAGAAGUAAAGGAGGUGCAAUAACGAAGAAAUCAUCUCAAAGUAAUUCAGCGACUUUAGGUCGUAGUCCACCUCGUCCAUCUCCAGCUUCUGUGGCAUAUCACAGUGAUGAGGAGAGUCUAAAGUGCUUUGAAGAAGAGGAUAGUAGUGUGACUGAAAAGCCAUCGGAAAUUAGUAGUUCAGAGUCACAGCACUCUGAAAGCGAAAAUGAAAGCAUACAUUCCGAUGUUCACUCAUUCGUGAAUCAUUAUGCUAAUAUAAAUAAUACAUUACGUCAGUCAUGGAAGCGUCAGCAUAUAAAGACGCAGUAUUCAAGCUACACAGACUCGGAGCCUGAAGGAAGUACUGUUAUGAGUUUAAAUGGAGGGCAGAUUAUUAUGAAUAAUAUGGCUAGAAGUCGAGCACCGUUGCCAGGAUUCUCAUCAUUUGUUUAA
Messenger RNA from Chironomus riparius, 6585 nucleotides. The record is from the annotation of a GenBank genome assembly. NCBI's taxonomy places the organism in Eukaryota, Metazoa, Arthropoda, Insecta, Diptera, Chironomidae.